Molecule: messenger RNA, 1346 nt
Organism: Aaosphaeria arxii CBS 175.79
Lineage: Eukaryota; Fungi; Ascomycota; Dothideomycetes; Pleosporales
Exons: 2
Coding region: 273-1055 (260 amino acids)
Source: RefSeq, a predicted model, not a curated record
CUCAGUGUGCUCUUUACCAACUCAUCAUCUGGUACUUCAUCCACAGACCUUCCGCUCGUCACCUACAACCCUCUUCCAGUACCACGUCACCUGUACUACUACUGCUACCACAACUUCGACACACACACUCUUUAUUCACCAUUUGACGUCGACGGCAUCUGGAGACUCAUACUCGCAACCACCUAUCGAAGACUUUUUGUUCGACUCCCAGGCACUGACGCUGCUUCCACACAUUGGCGGCUCCUCUGAGAGUGCCUCACCCAUAAUUGAUCAUGGAUUCUAUGCGUAGCCUUAAUAGGUCCUUACCGAAGACCAAAUCCCUCUCCCAGGCAUCGCAACCCGAUGUCACACAGUCUUUUCGAGCCGCGGCGCUGACCGUGACGAACCUUUACAAGUCAGCCAUGGCAGAGAUCGACAAGUCGCAUGCCGAGGGAUACCAAGAAGCGCUGAAGGAUAUUCUUGCCCUCAUGGAUCGUGAAAAUCUAGGUGCUAGGGAAGGCGAAGGCUCGAGGAUCCGAAAUUGGGUGUCCGAAAGGGUAGAUGGCAGCUUACCAGGCAACUCCAACAGCGACAGCGAAGAGGAGAUAAUGGAAGAGAAGGAAGAGAAGAGAGUGCGGAGUUCAUCGCCGGCCCUGGAACGAAAUGUGAGCCCAGAAGAAUCGCGCGCAUCAGAAUCAACUCAUGCAGAUAUUGUCCAUCGGUCCGACUCUGCACCACCUCCUCUUCCCAUGGAAGCCACAACUACCGAUCCCGAAUCAGGCCUUCCUACGUCCAUGUUUCAAUUCUCGUCCCCCCAUGUUUGGCCUGCUACUCCUGCUUCCGAGUCCCCCAACAUGGACGCUUCUCGCCGCCCACUCGCCACUCCACGCCGCACACCCCGCACGAAUCGCAGUAUGCAACGCGCUGCUGCCCAAAACAUAUUCUCGCUGGGAAACGGAGCUGGCCAGAAACGUAGGAUGAUGCAGGAUUUCUUCAAUAUUGAUGGUCUCAACGAUAGGAGGGAAGGAGGAGGGGGAGGCGGUGGUGGAGGAAGCAAGCGCGGACGAAUGUCAUGAGGAAGACAGACAGGCGUGGAGAGAGAACGACAUCACGGCCACUGCAUCAUAUUACUGGCGUCAUAUACCCUGUAAGGGUGGGUUCAUGCAUCGGGAGAAUAUUUCAACAGGCAUCACACGCGCGAGCAUUUAUAUCUGUACACUGCACUCUGCUUGUUUCGACAGGGUCUGAUACCCAUAGACUUACUUCAGUAUCAAGGUUUUAGGGAACGGCAAGGGGAGGAAUCUAUUAAAGGGUAGCAUGCCGAGUUAGGCUCAUGGUCUAUCGGAUUUAAUUGAGACAGAUAUUGC